Papilio polytes (common Mormon) is the source of this 1970-nucleotide messenger RNA. RefSeq names its product thioredoxin reductase 1, mitochondrial (gene Trxr1). The transcript is spliced from 8 exons. The record is from RefSeq and is a predicted model, not a curated record. Gene Ontology annotation, molecular function: flavin adenine dinucleotide binding; thioredoxin-disulfide reductase (NADPH) activity; glutathione-disulfide reductase (NADPH) activity. Lineage: Eukaryota; Metazoa; Arthropoda; Insecta; Lepidoptera; Papilionidae. Gene Ontology annotation, biological process: cellular response to oxidative stress; glutathione metabolic process; cell redox homeostasis. Gene Ontology annotation, cellular component: cytosol; mitochondrion. The coding region runs from base 184 to 1770 and encodes 528 amino acids.
AUUUUUUCAGCCUUCUUUUGCUUUGUGAGAUAUUUAACCAUUCCGAGGCCUAGACCGCGGUUAGCUCCGGUGAUAAGCACGGUUUUCAUUUUGCGAAGUUCAGUAUAGUUGUGAAUUUGCUACGUAAAACAAAAAUGUUUGCAUAGGUGCAAGUGUACACUUAUUUGUAGAUUGUGGUAGUAAAUGUCAUACGUCAAUAUGACAAUGUUAAGCAAUUUUCUAAAGAUUUCGAACUCAAACAGGCCUUUACAAAGGAUUGAGAGUAUAUUUUUAUUAACACGACGCACCUUCUCGAGCCAUGGCACAUUUGACUAUGACCUGGCGGUUAUCGGUGGAGGCUCUGGAGGCUUGGCCUGUGCGAAAGAAGCUGUUAACCAUGGUGCAAAAGUGGCAGUGUUAGAUUAUGUAACCCCUUCGCCGCUGGGCACAAAAUGGGGCCUGGGUGGUACAUGUGUUAAUGUUGGUUGUAUACCCAAGAAGUUGAUGCACCAGGCUGCUCUUCUCGGAGAAAGUAUACAUGAAGCGGUGUCAUACGGCUGGGAAGUGCCAUCUCCUAAAGACAUCAAGAUCAACUGGACCUCGUUAACAGAAGCUGUACAGAACCACAUCAAAUCAGUCAACUGGGUGACACGAGUCGACCUUAGAGAUAAGAAGAUUGAAUACAUUAACGGUUUAGGAGAGUUUAAGGACGCGCAUACGAUAGUGGCGACACUAAAGAAUGGCAGCAAAAAGGAGUUGACGGCUAAGAACGUUGUGAUAGCGGUUGGCGGCCGGCCGCACUAUCCGGACAUACCUGGUGCGCUGGAAUACUGUAUUAGCAGCGAUGACAUCUUCAGCCUGUCGUAUCCACCGGGCAAGACGCUCGUCGUCGGAGCUGGUUACAUCGGUCUGGAAUGCGCGGGCUUCCUGAACUCUCUGGGGUACUCCGCGACGGUGCUGGUGAGGUCUGUGCCGCUGCGUGGGUUCGACCAGCAGAUGGCACAGCUGGUGACGGCGGAGAUGGAGGAGCGCGGUGUCCGCUUCCAUCACAAGUGUGUGCCUCUCUCCGUUGAGAAACUCGAGAGCGGACAGCUCAAGGCGCGGUGGCAGAACACCGAUACAGGGGAACAAUCAGAGGACGUGUUCGACACGGUGCUGAUGGCGACGGGCCGCUAUGCGCUCACCAAGGCACUGAACCUGCCGGCCGCCGGCGUCACUGUGGUGACUGAGAGUGGUAAGAUCUCUGCGCCGACGGAGCAGACGAACGUGGGGCACAUCUUCGCGGUGGGGGACGUGCUGGAGGGGCGGCCGGAGCUGACGCCGGUGGCGAUCCACGCGGGGCGGCUGCUGGCGCGCAGGCUGUUCGCCGCCGCGCCGCACCACAUGGACUACGACAACGUCGCCACCACCGUCUUCACCCCGCUCGAGUACGGCUGCGUCGGACUCAGCGAGGAGGCAGCGGUGGCGAGACUGGGCGAGGACGCAGUAGAGGUGUACCACGCGUACUACAAGCCGACAGAGUUCUUCAUCCCGCAGCGCAACAUCCGCAACUGCUACCUGAAGGCGGUGGCGGAGCGCGCGCCGCCGCAGCAGGUCCUCGGCCUGCACUUCGUAGGCCCGGUCGCCGGAGAGGUCAUACAGGGCUUCGCCGCCGCCAUCAAAUGUGGCCUCACAAUGGAGCAGCUAAUGAACACGGUGGGCAUCCACCCAACUGUCGCCGAGGAGUUCACCAGGCUCAACAUCACCAAGCGCUCCGGCAAGGACCCCAACCCCGCCUCCUGCUGCAGCUAGACAUCCCCCAACUACCAAUCGCACUUUCCCCUCUCUCCCCUCUCUCCCCACACGACCAACAUAGACAAUAUUCCAAUAUGUAAAGUAAAAUCAAUUAUUUAUAAUGUUUUAAACUUUAUUCGAAUUUGUUGAUUGUGAAAAAGAUUCUGUCACAAAUGAGCAUUUGAACAAAUAAUUGAAUUAAAUUUAUUUACCAUUAA